Messenger RNA from Ipomoea nil (Japanese morning glory), 2307 nucleotides. Its product is annotated as HSP-interacting protein-like. The record is from RefSeq and is a predicted model, not a curated record. The transcript is spliced from 3 exons. Gene Ontology annotation, molecular function: protein binding. NCBI's taxonomy places the organism in Eukaryota, Viridiplantae, Streptophyta, Magnoliopsida, Solanales, Convolvulaceae. The coding region runs from base 32 to 2197 and encodes 721 amino acids.
UACAUUUGCAGGAGGGAGGGAAGUUUUCGGAAUGAAAGCAAUGGGGAAGCCUCUUGGGAGGAAGAACAGUAGUGUAUUAUCGAGGUCGAAUAAUGGGAGCUUCAAGCUCGGAAAAGCUGUCGUGGAGCGUUCUUAUAGCUGCAAGGCAUUCGAUGAGGACACAGCGGUCUUCAUCGACAUGUCCCAAGAACUCAAGGAAGAAGGGAAGAAAUUGUACCAAAGGCAUGACUAUGAGGGCGCAAUGUUAAAAUACGAGAAAGCCAUCAAAUUGCUCCCCAAGAACCAUAUCGAUGUUGCUUUCUUGCGUACUAACUUAGCCUCUUGCUAUAUGCAAAUGGGGAUAGGGGAGUACCCGAAAGCAAUAAACGAGUGCAAUUUAGCUCUCGAAGUUACUCCCAAGUAUAGCAAAGCUUUGCUGAAGAGGGCAAAGUGCUACGACUCUUUGAAUAGGCUGGAUUUAGCGUUGAGGGAUGUGAACCAUGUUUUGAGUAUCGAGCCUAAUAAUUUGACUGCAUUGGAGGUCUCCGAGCAAAUCAAGAAGGAAAUGGAGGAAAAAGGUCUAGUGCUUGAAGAUAAAGAAAUUGUUCAGGCUCCCGACUUUGUUGAGCCUCCAGACACUUCUUCGGCUAGCAAGGUAAGGGAUAAAGUGAAAAAGAAGAAGACUCAUCAUAAACACGAUAAGAAGAAAGUCGAGGAUAAUGUUGAAUCGAAGGAUAACGUUGAAGCGAAAAAGGUUGAGGAGGAGGAAGAAAAGAAGGCUGAAGAUAAGGUGGUGGUAGAUGAGAAAAUAAGCAUUAAGGAAGAAAAAACGGUGAUGAAGACUGUGAAGAUAGUUCUCGAGGAGGAUAUAAGAUGGGCACAAUUACCCGUUAACUGCAGUAUCGGGCUGGUAAGGGAUGCAGUUCUGAAACGAUUUCCAAAUAUGGGAGGUAUACUUAUAAAGUAUAAGGAUCAAGAAGGCGACUUGGUUACAAUCACAACAACUGCUGAGCUUAGGAUGGCCGAGGCAUCUCUCGAUCCAAAUAGUUCGUUAAAGCUGUUCAUCAAAGAAGUUAGCCAGGAUAGAGAGCCGGUUUAUGAAUGGAGCGAAGAGGAAAAACUGCAUACAAAAAAGCAGAAAAUAGCUAAAGUUACCGAGGAAGGUAUCUUGGAAAAAGCCAGAGUAGUGGCGAGGGGGCCAAUUUGUGUCGAGGACUGGAUAGUACAGUUUGCACAGCUUUUCAAGAAUCACGUUGGUUUCGAAUGUGAUUCGUAUUUGGAUAUCCAUGAGAUCGGGAUGAAGCUAUACUCGGAAGCCAUGGAGGAUACCGUUACAGGUGAAAACGCCCAAGAGCUUUUCGAAAUUGCCACAGCAAAGUUCCAAGAAAUGGCAGCUUUAGCCUUGUUUAAUUGGGGAAAUGUUCACAUGUCUAAGGCAAGGAAGCGAGUAUACCUUACAGAAGACGGUUCAAAGGGUUCAAUCUUGGAACAGGUUAAAUCUGCAUAUGACUGGGCACAAAACGAAUAUGCAAUGGCGGGUAAAAGGUAUGAAGAAGCUGUAAAACUCAAGCCAGACUUCUACGAAGGGCUUCUUGCACUCGGACAACUACAACUCGAACAAGCAAAACUACGCUGGUAUUACGUGAUCGGGAGCGGGAACAAAGUCGAUUUAGAGACCGCCCCAUCCACCGAGGUCUUGGAUAUGUAUAACAAGGCCGAGGACAACAUGGAGAGAGGGCUGCAGAUGUGGGAGGAGAUGGAAGAACAGCGUCUCAAUGGACUUUCCAAACACGAAGAACAUAAAUCUCUGUUGCGUAAAAUGGGGUUGGAUGGACUACUUAAAGAUGUCAUACCCGACGAAGCUGAAGAGCAAGCCUCAAACAUGAGGUCUCAGAUUUACCUCUUAUGGGGUGCCUUACUCUACGAGCGUUCCGUUAUGGAGUAUAAAUUGGGUUUACCAACAUGGGAGGAGUGCUUAGAGGUUGCAGUCGAAAAGUUUGAACUCGCUGGAGCAUCUCAAACCGAUAUAGCUGUCAUGAUAAAGAACCAUAACUCUAAUGAUACGGCUUUGGAAGGGUUCAAGAUUGACGAGAUUGUACAAGCAUGGAAUGAAAUGUAUGAUAGUAAUAGGUGGCGGACUGGUACCCCUGCUUUCCGCCUAGAACCAUUGUUUCGUCGGCAGAUUCCUCAACUGCAUACUGUGCUGGAGAAUCUUUAAGUUAUCACCAUCGAGAUCGAUAUUUCAUUGGGGCAUAGGAUAUUGGUACACCUUCAUUUACUGCAGUGUGUGCUUGCCAGUUAUAAUAGGUAUAGUACAUUUCUCACUAU